Penicillium pulvis is the source of this 858-nucleotide messenger RNA. Its product is annotated as MAM33 family protein. The coding region runs from base 1 to 858 and encodes 285 amino acids. The transcript is spliced from 3 exons. The record is from RefSeq and is a predicted model, not a curated record. Gene Ontology annotation, cellular component: mitochondrial matrix. Gene Ontology annotation, biological process: cytosolic ribosome assembly. Lineage: Eukaryota; Fungi; Ascomycota; Eurotiomycetes; Eurotiales; Aspergillaceae.
AUGCUUUCCCUCCGUGCUUUCUCUCGUUCCGUCCCGCGGUUCUCCCGCUCCAUUGCCCGCGCUUCGAUGCGCCCGGCUGUCCUCCCCAAGCCUGCUCUGCUCCAGCCCUGGAAGCAGGCCACCAAGCCCGCCUACGCCGCUUUCUCUACUUCCAGCGUCUUCCGGGAACCCGCUGCUGAGGGAGAUGUUGAGCUUCUUGCCAAGCUUGAUGAGGAGGUGAAGCACGAGAAGGCCUCCGGUGCUGAGGAUGCUAAGGAGCAGAAGGCCAGCAUCGACUACACUCUCCAGGCUGGCGAGUGGCAGGUUAAGGAUGUUGCCGGCGAGCAGGAGGUUGUUCUGACCAAGAAGUUCGGCAACGAGACUAUCCGCGUUACUUUCACCGUCGCUGACAUUAACAACCUCUCCGAGGACCCCAUGGAUGACCUUCACGACGACGCUCUUGGUGACGAGGCCGAGUACAACAACCAGGGCCGCGACGUUGAGGGUGAGGACGAUAUCCUCCCCCCUACCUUCCCUGCCCGCCUUGACAUUGCCGUUGAGAAGGCCAACCAGGGUGCCCUCUUGAUUCAGGCUGUCAUCCAGGACGGUGACCUGCAGAUCGAGGAGAUCUCCCACUUCAAGGAUGCCGAGAUCGCCAACGCUCACACUGCUGAGAAGGACUGGACUCGCCAGAGCCUCUACUCCGGUCCUCCCGCUGAGAAUCUCGACCCCGAGCUCCUGUCCUUCUGGGGCCGUUACCUCGAGGAGCGUGGUCUUAACGUCGAGUUCCAGAACAUGAUUACCGACUACAUUGCUUUCAAGGAGCAGAAGGAGUACGUUUCUUGGUUGGAGAACGUUCGCAAGUUCAUUGCUGCUUAA